Molecule: messenger RNA, 1408 nt
Organism: Musa acuminata AAA Group (dessert banana)
Lineage: Eukaryota; Viridiplantae; Streptophyta; Magnoliopsida; Zingiberales; Musaceae
Product: GDSL esterase/lipase At5g45910-like
Exons: 5
Coding region: 5-1267 (420 amino acids)
Molecular function (GO): hydrolase activity, acting on ester bonds
Source: RefSeq, a predicted model, not a curated record
AUUAAUGUUCACUGGACAACCACCUAAAGGUCACACAGACAUGGUCGACUCGAUCGUCAAGCCUUUCACAUGCAACUGCUGCAACACUAGGGAGGAAGAGCCCACAAGUAAAGAACAAAGUGGAGUCAUAAAAGGCAGUGCGACACGGCACAAGCUCGAAGAACAUCACAUGGCUUCGCCUUCCGCACCUCCAUCCAUGGGGCUCUCAACUUUGUUCCUCCUCAUUCUCUCAUCCUCUUUCUGUCCCUCCCGUUCUCUGCACUACGACGCCAUCUUUAGCUUCGGCGACUCGCUCUCCGACACCGGAAAUGUCCGAGUCGCUGGCCUGCCCUACGGCAUGACCUUCUUCCGCCGCCCCACUGGCCGCUGCUCCAAUGGCCGGCUGGUCAUCGACUUCAUUGCUGAGGAGGUGGGGCUGCCAUUGCUUCCGCCGUCGGCAGCAAAGGGCAAAAACUUCCGGCGAGGCGCGAACUUCGCCUACACAGCCGCCACUGCGCUGGACUUCGGCUUCUUCAACCGCCGGGGACUCGGUAGCAAACUCUGGGUCAAUUCCUCCUUGAGCAGCCAAGUCAGGUCGUUUGAGAAGAUGAUGCCUUCACUUUGCAGCUCCACCCAAGCCUGCAAGGCCUACCUCAGCAGGUCUCUUUUUAUAGUUGGAGAGUUCGGAGGCAACGACUACAACACCGCAAUCUUCGCCGGCAGAAGCAUGGCAGAAGUGAACUCGUACGUGCCCAAAGUCAUGCGUGCCAUUAAAUUGGGUGUCGAGAGGUUGAUUGGCCAUGGUGCAGUUGAUAUAGUGGUGCCCGGGAUGCUACCGAUCGGAUGCUUUCCCCUUUACUUGACAUUGUAUGGCAGCUCCAACAAAAAUGACUACACUGACAUCGGAUGCCUGAGGAAGUAUAACGAUUUCGCAGAGCACCAUAAUUCUUUCCUCCAACGAGUCAUCUAUGGUCUUCAGAGGAAGUAUUCUUGGACAAGGAUCAGAUACGCAGAUUACUAUAGCCCGACCCUCCGGUUUGCAUCUAAUCCUACAAAAUAUGGCUUUACUGGUGGAGCUCUGAAGGCGUGCUGUGGGGCGGGCGGGAGCAGCAAGUACAACGUCAACCUCGACAAGGUGUGCGCCAAGCCAGGCUCAAGCGUGUGCAAGGAUCCCUCAACCUACGUCAGCUGGGAUGGCAGUCACUUGACGGAAACUGCUUAUAGCCUCAUCGCCGACGGUUGGCUUCGAGGCCCCUACGCUAAACCAUCCAUCAUGCAGUGGAGUUAAGAGUCAAAGGCCACUGUCUCGUGAAGCUGUAUCUACCAACAUAAACGUUGUAAUCCCAACGACUGCAUUAUGAUCUGGAAAGAGUCUCUUUGCAGAGCUUGUAAUAGCCAGGUUGAAAUGAUACAUGAUCUGUUUUCAUGG